Molecule: messenger RNA, 8331 nt
Organism: Hemiscyllium ocellatum (epaulette shark)
Lineage: Eukaryota; Metazoa; Chordata; Chondrichthyes; Orectolobiformes; Hemiscylliidae
Product: target of Nesh-SH3-like
Exons: 52
Coding region: 412-6018 (1868 amino acids)
Biological process (GO): extracellular matrix organization; positive regulation of cell-substrate adhesion
Molecular function (GO): protein binding
Source: RefSeq, a predicted model, not a curated record
CUCCAUUAAACAAUUCAGAAAUAAGUUUGCUUUUCACUAAAUAAAAAUCAAUCUCAUUAAAAUGUGAAUGGGAGAAAAGCUGUUUGCAAAAUGUGAACCGCCAACAGGAGUUCCAUUUCGACUCAGUGCAAGUCUUCGAUUUCAGAGCAAUACGGUCACUGCAAAACGAAUUAUUUUUCUCUCAGUUAGCAGGAGUUAUCAAAACCUAUUACAGCAUGGGUUGGACAACUCGAAGUUGACUUUUACGGAUUUGGAAAGAUUGCCAGUUUCUCCCCCAGCUUUGUAUGUGACGGCUGACGACGCGAGCUCUCCUCCCACUACAGCUGAUGGUGUCUCACUUUUAAGUUUCAGGCUUCAUUACUGAUCCACAUCUCCAAAAGAAAGCUUCACUUCUCCCGGCUCCUUCGCGACAUGUCUCUCAAAUUUCUUUUCGUUAUAUUCGGUGGGAUUGUUCUAACUUUGGUGGAUAAUGCAAGAACAUUACCAAGAGUUAAAAGACAAAGCUUAAAAGUGCGGAUUACUGCUAAGGAUGACAGUAUUAUAAUAAAGUACCUUAGCUCCAACCCAGCUACUUUCAGACUUCAAGGCUACAUUCUUGGAUACGGUGGUCGACAAUCCAAGCAGAACAUCACAUUGCCUGACAAUGGAGAUCCAUUUGAGGUUGAUGUUGAGUUCAAUCCCAGAUAUCUCAUAGCAGUUCAUCCUGUGGCUGAGCAGAGCAAAACAGCCUUGAAGAAGUGCAAAGGUAACCUGAAUCAUCAAAAGCCUCCACAGAUAACAAUAUCUACUCGAACUGCAACAUCUGUGUUUCUCACGUGGACAAAUGGUAUCAAAGGAAAUGUUUAUAAACAUGGUGGCCAUGAUUGUGGAGAUGAGAGGCACUACACAGUUCGAUACAGAGAAAAAGAAAGAGACAAGAAAUGGCUAUAUCAGUGCUGUCCAACAAGUGCAACAACAAUAGACAACCUUAAACCAAAUACUGUUUAUGAAUUUGGGGUACGAGUUAGCAAAGCAAAAGAAGAGGGUACUUGGAGUGAACCCACCAACUACAUUACUGCUGUGACUUCUUCACCACCGAGCACCGGAAAUGGCCAAACUCAAAAGAUAUCCAAGAAACUUGCCAUUAACUUCGGCAAUGAAAAUGGCAAGAACGCAAGGAUAGCUGAGCUACCAGGAGAGACUAAUAUUAUAGGGAUAAAAGACAAAAAGGGCCCAGUUGCAUCCUAUCCAGCACAAAAUGGAACAAAUUGGAUAAGAUUCCCCAAAAAGCCGACUGUUAAUACACAUGUGGUCUUAGGUGGCCCAUCAGCUUCUGACAGUGCCCGUGACCAUUCUACCAGCAGCUCAUCACCAAAACCUCACAUUCCUCAUCAACCAGAACGCGCUCCUGAUCACUUGCAUGGCAAAGAAGGAAGAAAUAAAUUAAAAAGUAAAGAGACUUCAAACACUGUUACUAAACCAUCAUUGAAAAGUGGCAAGAUGAGGAACACAAAAGAAAAAUCAAAAGUGAAACCAUUAACAACAAAAGAAUCCAAGUUGCCAUCAUCAGUCAGUCCAUCCUUCCCAUCAAAACCUGUGCCUAAAUCUGAUCCAGCAGAAAUUCAGAUACCAAUUUUCCUCACUCCAAGCCCCCCUUCUCACCUUGAUACCACGGAUAAGCAGCAACCCACAGAACCUGUGACAACACCACCUUCUACCACUUUGCCAUUCACUAUAUUAAGUACAACUUCUGGUCAUACUGCUGUGGACAAGCAGCAUCUCCCAGGCACAACAUCUGCUUUAGAUCCCAUGGAAACCCAGAAGUUCUCAGAACCUGAGAUACCAUCUUCCAGCCGUGGAUCUUUCCAUCCAACAUCAGAUCCUGAUGCCAUGAAUAAUCAGGAAUUCAAAGAACCUGAGUUUCCUUCUGCUACUAGUUCAUUUUCGUCCACUUCAAAUUUGGCUUCCAAACUUGAUGUCACAGACGCGGAACAGUUCACAGAAUAUGAGGAGCCAUUCACCAAAGACUCAUUUUCACUCACUGCUUCUGAACCUGAUAAGAUGGAUAACCAACAAUUCCCAGAGUAUGGGAUAUUAACCUCCAUCAUCUCAAAUAUUAUCACUUUACGUACGACCUCUGAAUCUGAUGCCAUGGCCAACCAAGAAUUCACAGAACCUGAGAUUCACCCCACUGUCGAUUCAUCAGCUACCACAUCAAAAAAAAGUGAUGAAUUUGAUUCUACACAAAGGAAGCAGAUUUCAGUUCCAGAAUCUGAGGCACCAUUCUCCAGCACCACACCUGUCAACAAUUUAAAAACAUCUAAACAUGAUGCCAUGGACACACAACAAUCCAAAGCAGAUCAUGAAGUGCCAAACUCUGACAUUUCUAAAGUGUUCAGUUUCCUCCCAGACUAUGAACUGCCAGUCACUGCCUCUUCACAUGUGAUCAAUCCAAUUCCAGAUUCUGAAGCUGCUAAGAUAGGACAGAAAGAAGUUACAGACCCUGUGGUGCCAACCUUUGACACCCCUAAUGCGUUCAGUUCAAACUCAGACUAUGGGUUGCUAUUAACUGAUUCUCCACAUGCAUUCAAUUCCUCCCCUGAUUCUGAUCCUGCUAAACGAAAAGAGAAAGAAAUCACAGACCAUAAUGUGCCAACUCCUGCCACUCCUAAUGUCUUCAGUUUAACCUCAGAAUAUAAACUACUGACCACUGACACCCCUAAUGUAUUCAAAUCAAUCCCAGAAUCUGAACCUGCAGAGAUAGCGGAGAAAGAAAUGAAAGCAGACCAUGAGGUGCCCACUUCUGACACUCGUAAUGUAUUCACUUUAAUCUCAGAUCAUGAGCUGCCGAUCACUGGCUCUCCAUAUAUGUUCAAUUCAGUCUCAGAAUCUGACCCUGCUAAGAUAGGAGAGGAUGAAUUUACAGAAGGCCACAAGAUGCCAACCCCUGACACUGGCAAUGUAUUCAGUCCAGUCUCGCACAAUGAGUUGCCGGUCACUGACUCUCCAUAUCUCAUCAGUCCAAUCCCAGAACCUGAACCUACUAUGAUAGGGAAGGAUGAAUUUACAGCAGACCAUGAGGUGCCAACCUCUGACACUCGUAAUGUGUUCAGUUCAAUCUCAGAGUUUGAGCUACCUGUCAUUGAUUCUCCAUAUAUCAUCAGUUCAAUCCCAGAACCUGAGCCAACUGAGAUAGGGAAAGAUGAACUUAAAGACCAUGUGCCAGCUCCUGACACCUCUAGUGUCUUCAGUUUAAUCUCAGAAUCUAAACCACUGGCCACUGACAUCCCUAGUGUAUUCAAAACAACCCUAGAUUCUGAACCUGCAAGAACAGCAUGGAAAAAAGUAACAGCAGACCAUGAGGUGCCAACCUCUGACACUCGUUCUGGGUUCAGUUCAGUCUCAACCUAUGAGCUACCAGUCACUGACUAUCCCUAUGUGCUCCAUCCAGUCCCAGGAUCUGAACCUGCAAAGAUAGGAAAGGAUCAAUUUACAGACCAUCAUGUGCCAACUCGAGAUGCUCCUAGUGUCUUCAGUUUAAUCACAAAAUAUUACCUAAAGGUCACUGACACCCCGAAGGUAUUCAAACCAAUCCCAGAGUCUGAAACUACAGAGAUAGCAGAGAAAGAAGUAACAGCAGCCCAUGAGGUGCAAACCUCUGACAUUCGCAAUGUGGUUAGUUCAAUCUCAGACAAUGAGCUGCUGGUCACUGAUUCUCCCUAUGCGUUCCAUUCAGUUCCAGGAUCUGAUCCUGCAAAGAUAAGGAAGAAUGAAUUUACAGCAGACCAUGAGAUGUCCACCUCUAACACUCACAAUGUGCUCAGUUCAAAAUCAGACUAUGAGCUGCCAGUCACUGAGUUACCCCAUAUGCUCCAUCCAGUGGCAGGAUCUGACCCUGUUAAAAUAGGGAAGAAAGAAUUUACAGACCAUCAUGUGCCAACUCGUGAUGCUCCUAGUGUCUUCAGUUUAAUCUCAAAAUAUUACCUAAAGGUCACUGACACCCCGAAGGUAUUCAAACCAAUCCCAGAGUCUGAAACUACAGAGAUAGCAGAGAAAGAAGUAACAGCAGCCCAUGAGGUGCAAACCUCUGACAUUCGCAAUGUGGUUAGUUCAAUCUCAGACAAUGAGCUGCUGGUCACUGAUUCUCCCUAUGCGUUCCAAUCAGUUCCAGGAUCUGACCAUGCAAAGAUAAGGAAGAAUGAAUUUGCAGACCAUGAGAUGUCCACCUCUAACACUCACAAUGUGCUCAGUUCAAAAUCAGACUAUGAGCUGCCAGUCACUGAGUUACCCCAUAUGCUCCAUCCAGUGGUAGGAUCUGACCCUGCUAAAAUAGGGAAGAAAGAAUUUACAGACCAUCAUGUGCCAACUCGUGAUGCUCCUAGUGUCUUCAGUUCAAUCACAAAAUAUUACCUAAAGGUCACUGACACCCCGAAGGUAUUCAAACCAAUCCCGGAGUCUGAAACUACAGAGAUAGCAGAGAAAGAAGUAACAGAUUUUGGGUUCUCAACAUCUGACACUGCAAUUAUGCCAAGUCCAAGCCCUAUAUACGAGACAGGAGAAAAAGAAUUAACAGGCCUUAAGCUGCCAACCUCUGAAAUUUCACAUGAGUUCAUUCCAACUUCUGUAUCUGAACUUGACCUUGACAAGAAAUUCCCAGACAAUAAGCUGACACAUCCUGAUUCUUCUCACGUAUUCAUUCCAACCCUUGGUAACAUUGAAGACACAGAAUUUACAGUGCGUAAGUUGCCAAAAUCUGAUACUCCCCGCAAGUUUAGCUCCACUCCAGUAUCUGAGCUCGAUAAUAAAGAAGAUGAGGAGUUCACAGAGCAUAAACUUCCAACCUCUGGCACUCCAGAUGUGCUCAUUCAAAGUCAAGAGUCCGCACUUGAUAAGGUAGAGGACAAGGAUUUCACAGAAUAUUUGUUUCCAACUUCUGACACUCCACAUGUGCGCAGUUCAACCUCUGUUCAACCUCCAUUUGAUAGCAAUGGAAAAAUGCUCACAGAAUCUGAUCCUCCAUCAGACAGAUCCCCAAUCAUCACCUCCAAACGUGUGCAAAAGCCUGAUAUGAAACAGAAGUUUCCAGAACUUGAGACACAAUCACCAGGUGGUCACUUAUCUUCCACUGUUCCUGGCAAUACUCAGGAAAGUUCGCCUGUCUUCAGAUCAACCCCAGUAUCUAAUAUUGAUGGCCAGGGGCAAGAAAGAUUUAGAGGUACUUACGUGAAAUAUUUGACAAAGCAAGACAGGCCCUGCUCCAUUACUGAAUCACUGAAGCAUUUUCCUCAUGAAAACAUAACAAAUAAUAAAGCCACAGCUCCUCCUCGAUACCCUCCUUCCAACCUGACACUUGUGACUGUUGAAGGCUGCCCAACCUUUCUCAUAGUAGACUGGGAGAGUAAUGAAAAUGACACCGCUAGUGAGUAUGAAGUAGUUUCAACAAUGCAAAGCAUGGACAACAAAACUGAAGAACUUAUUACUGUCACUAAUCAAACACACACUGCAGUGGAAAACCUUAAACCAAAUACAAGCUACACAUUCUCAGUGACAGCCACAAAUAUACAUGGCAAAGGUCCAUCCAGUGUGCAACGUUCUUUCGUUACAGAAUCCGCGGACCCCAGCGUAAGUGAAUAUGUACCAGGGAAAGAUGCCAUCUGGACUCAAUAUUCCUUCAAAUUUGAUUCGUAUUCAGAGUGUCAAGGCAAGCAAUUUGUCAAACGUACCCGGUACCGGAAGUUUGUUGGUAUCAUUCUGUGUAAUUCACUGAGAUACAAGAUUUACCUCAGUAAUUCCCUAUCAGGAAUUUUCUACAACAUAGGAGAUUUAUCUGGGCAUGGGGAGGAUCACUGUCAGUUUGUGGACUCAUUCCUGGACGGCAGAACAGGGGAACAUCUCCUUCCGGAACAAUUGCCAAUCAGACAAGGUUUUUACCGAAGUGUUCGCCAGGAGCCGGUUAUGUUUGGUACAAUAGGUGGACGAACACACAUCAAUUACGUCCAUUGGUACGAGUGCGGUAUAGCCAUUCCUGGGCAAUGGUGAAUCUUAACAACUGCCUUAUGAAAAAAACAAAGCAGCAGCAGCAAAAACCAAAGGAACUGAAUCACUUUGUGUUCCAUCAAUAUUGUUCCUUAUAUUCAGUGUAAGAUUUAAAUAGACAUGUAAUGUACAGGAUGUUUCUCUUUUCUUUAAAGAAGCCAUACAGAAAUCUUCUUAUAAUGGGAUACAGGGUGAAAUGUAUCCAUUCCAAGGCACAUAAUUAUUCCACAAUCUAAAAAGAUUUAGAACAAUGCGAUCACCAAACAGGGCAGUAAAAAAAUAACAUUAAUAGAGAAUAUCUAGCAAUUUUCUGACAAACUUGCACUUAUUUUUGUCAUUGGACAUUGUUUUAAGUAGGUGCUGCUUUCAGAAGUUGCAUUAGUGACCAUUUAAAAAUUUAUGUGAACAUCUAAAUAUAUAAAGAUAAGUUGGUGCUCACUACUCAAGUGUGGUGUAAAUAAAUGGUAGCAUUGCCUAGUUUGUAACCGUUAACAAGUCUAUCUUUGGCUAAUACCUUGGUUUAAAACGUCCUAUAAAAUGUGUUUUAUUUAUCAAAAACGUACAUCCAAAUUUUUUUUUUAAAAAACACAAGUUUGACAUUGGGAAGCUGGCUCCCUAUGCCCUCAGUUCUGAAUAUAAUAGUUUAAAUGUUAUUUAUCAGGAAUGUAUUUAAAAACACAGAACAUAAAUUGUAACUUCUAUUCACAAAGUAUAGAAGGAUUUUUUUUUAUUUAGAUUUGCUGAACAAUUAGCUUCAGCAACAGAAUGGAGCAAUUUCUCUUGCUGGGUAUCCUUAAGCAGCCUGUGAUAUUACAAAUUGUACCCAAAAUGAAAUUGUGACAUGUAACUACGUAUAUGCCUUGUUUUUUGUCCAAAAGUGUACUGAAGGUAUCAGUGGACAAAAAAAACCCCUCUUGAUUCUGCUUAAGUUGAUCAUACAUUACUUUAUUCAGUACUGAACUAAGCUAAAUAUUUACAGCCAAGAUAUUGUAACAUUCAAAAUGUUUAAAAUGUCAAAUUCUUUUUGGUUAGUGCAUGUAAAUAUCCAUAUGAUGGUGAGCAUACAAGACCAUACGUCCACAAAUAUUCCUACAAAUAACUUUACAAACAAGUACCAGCAACAGCAUCUAUAAUAUAUUCAACAAAAACAUUCAUACGCACCCACUUAAGGAUGCUUGCAUUUGUUGCAGUUACAAUUUUUUCAGUAUUUGAUGUUCUUUUGCCCUUCAUCGUACCACAAAUGAAUUUAAAUCACCUAACAUUUGCAAUUUCCCCAAAAUGGCAUUGCUAAUGUGAGUACAGUUCUAGAUACAUGGCUACAAUUAAUAUUUUUAGAUGGUUAAUAGAGUUGGUGGAGCGGUUUUCAUAAAUUUUACAAUGCCAACUCAUCUGCACAUGCUCAUAUAGAGGGUACCAAAUAUCUGUGCAUGUACAGAGAAGACACUAAUUUUUAUACACCAAAUUGGAGGCAAUAAUCACCAAUGUCAGCACAAGCAUAAAAUCUAACCCAUCAGAUCUCUGUACACCUGAUUUCAAAUGGUCACCAAUACUUCCCUACCUCCUUAUCCUAUAUCCAUGCACAUAACAAGAUUUAUAUCUAAUACCUCAUCGAACAAGUUACUAAACAUACAAUAGAAAUGGCAGCACACACCAAUGCUCACAUGUCCCAACAGAAAAGCAAAGCUGAUAUCUGCUCACAAUGUAGUGAGACAAAUGAGCACCUCCAGUGCCAGUAUCGAGAACCUAGACUAGAAUAUCCAAACACGUUAGUGCAGAAACACUCAGCUAUCAAACAUUUAUUCAGGUCCAAACAGAAAUCUCGUCAUAGCAACUUAGCAGGCAAUCAUUCAGACAUGGGCAUACUCAAACUUGCAAGUUGCAAUGUCCUCAGAUGAGAUCUCUAGCACCAUCCUUAGGCAGUUACCAACUCUCUGCUCACACUGUUGAGCACAACAGCUAGACUGAAACAUGCAUUAAAACCUCCAGGCACACGAGAGGUUCAAAUGCUUGCAGACAUUUAGCUUUGUUGGUGUAGCAACUUAUUCAGUAUUUGUGGAGGUUAUUGCCUAAUAUUCUUACCUCAACUGGAUAUUAUAGAAUAGUAAUGCAUACUAAUAUAUACUUUUUCUCCCUUGUGACAUUGCUAGUAACAGGAGUUUAGUUCUGAAAAGAUGGCUGCAAUUAGUAUUUAGAUUGUCAGCAGCUUUAUUUGAGCAGAGUUUUUGAUAAAUUUUGCAAGGCUGCCCAUAGCGGUCAUUUAUGCUGUCAUAAUCUUGAGAAUAAAGACAUAAUUAAAUAAAAUUUAUGCCAACCUUU